CCAAACUGAACGGACUUGAUCGUGUUCCUCGGCUGUACUGAAGACGCGGCACGUGAAAAUAGGCGGAGCGUAACUCAUACGACAAGUAGUGCUUCUGUGGUCAUGACUCGCUGCUGUCUUCUCGCCGCAGUUGUGUUCCUCGCUGCUCGCGUUCUGAGUCAGCGAGGCGGAGGUGGUCUGACGUGUCCGGAGAAGAACGGCCGGUUUCCAAGCCCUACGCGAUGUGACACAUAUGUACAGUGUGAGGAUGGAGUGCCCCAGGAGAUUGUCUGCCCCGACGGUCUUCUGUUCAAUGCCAAGGCACGAUAUUUCGCAUAUCCCUGCCAGUAUCCUGUUGACGUGGACUGCGAGGGACGCGCUGGGCUGCAGACUCGCCAAUCCACAGGCGACUGUCCCUACCAAUAUGGCUACUUCCGGCUUGGUGACAGCAGAAAUUGUGGACAGUUCAUGAAUUGUGUGGACGGCCGAGGAUAUGUGUUCGACUGCCCUGAAGGACUUGCCUUCAACCAAGACACCUACCGCUGUGACUGGCCAGACGAGGUUGAAUCCUGUGACGCAGAAGCGUUCCUCGGUUUUAAAUGCCCGGAUGCCCCCGGUGUGUUUGGAGAUGAUUUCCGUUUCUACAGGAAUCCUGCUGAAUGCCAGAAAUACUUCAUCUGCGUAAAUGGUCGACCCAGACUGUACAGCUGUGGAGAAGGUUAUGCCUUCAACGACGACAUCGGAGGCUGCGAUGGCAUUGAGAACGUCACCAGCUGCACGUUGCCAGUAGGUGGCUCACCAGCACCCAUUCCAAUUAGACGAGGCUGACAACCCUUGCCUUGUGACUAUGAGUAUGCGUGGCAAAAUUGGUUAUAAAUAAAGGAGAGUCCACACUUAUCCCGGAUUCUGUAUUCACUAUACAAAAACAUUUCUAUCUGCUGAUAGAGGAGUGAACAAUUAUUGUUUACUUUGGUGCCAGGUGGAUCCAUUUCGAAGUGACUGCUGGCUGAAGAAGCACAAGAAAAUAUCUUGUACUUUGAAGAUGGAGGCAACAGGUACCUGUGAAACAUUGGUAACCCUCUACCAAACUACAUAAUAUCACAUUUGACAAACUGUAAUCUUCACACUCAACACAGAAAGGAGCUGAAAUCUCUCAAAGAUCGGUAGUUCAAAAAUAGAUAUCAGUUUAUUUGUACUGACUCAAAUACACUUUACAUAUACUUACACACUGAAGAUAAGAAUUGCAUUAUUGAUGAGUUUGUGCAGGAUAUCCUAAUCUCUUGAAUGGUGUUUUUAAGGUCUUGAAGAUACAAAUUAAUCCAAAUAUAGAAUGGGCCUCACUGAAAUUUCUCAUACCCAGUUACAGAUACAGUAACGUGAAAAUUGUAAAUAAUUCUCUUAGAAACCGGAAACACUCAGAAGUCAAAUGUUGGGUUUCCUUUCUGGAAUAGAGGUACUUCCUCUAUAUUGUGAAUGAGACAGAAUUCAAUAAGGCCGUGUGGCAGAGAGUCAGUAAACCUGAAACCUCUCAUAUUAACAGGUACGUUAAACUUGCCAGUAAAUUUGUAAAAGGCGUUACAGCGUUGUGAGUUAUGUAUUGAACAUUUUUAAUUCAGUAAUUGAAUGGAGAAAUUUCUGUCGUAUUUUGGUGUAUAUUUUACUAUCCGGUUAACUGACUUUUUGACCACUCUGUAUAUUUUCACAGUCAUGAACAGAACUGAAUUUUCUGUUGAUAUAUUUUGGUAUAGUUCGUUUGCGGUCUAAAAUCAGGGAGCUUGUUAGUUUUUGUUUUGAAUAUUUCAUUGCACAAAACGAUUUUUGUAACUCCGAAUGCAUUUUAAGACUAAUUAAUGAAGUACUUAAUCAGCUCUUUUUAGCAGGAUAACACAUUGCUGUAUUAUUUCUAUUAAAUGUCAUUUAUACAGUUUUCCUA
Molecule: messenger RNA, 1912 nt
Organism: Cryptotermes secundus
Lineage: Eukaryota; Metazoa; Arthropoda; Insecta; Blattodea; Kalotermitidae
Product: protein obstructor-E
Exons: 5
Coding region: 103-807 (234 amino acids)
Cellular component (GO): extracellular region
Molecular function (GO): chitin binding
Source: RefSeq, a predicted model, not a curated record